UGGACUGAAGGAGGAAUUAGUAUAAAGAGUUGGGGAAUAUCCCCAAGGAGCAGAUUUCUGGGGAGAGUCUCUGCUGAGAAUGUUCCAGGGGGAACAGAAAAAGAUCCGGACAGGAAGGAAUUCUUAUCCAGACACAGGAACUAGUCUGAGAAAGAGAAGCAGAACCUCAGAGAUCUCCAAGAUGAAGAAGAUCAGAGAAGACAGAAGUGAAAACAUUCAGGCCAACCUCAGCCAAACCCAAACUCACAAAGAAUUUUGCAAAACCUCCAGUAAUGAUUGGCCUCCGAUGCCUCCAGAGUUUGGUGCUGAUGGGAAAUCUCCUGCUCUGAGAACACAAAGGUUACAAGAUACUGAUUUCAGAAUAUCAUUUGACUGCAAAGAGUGUGGAGAAAGCUUCGGGCAGCAGUCUAAGCUUGAAGCGCAUUUUCUGUGCCACACAGGUGAGAAGCCAUUUGUCUGUGUUCAUUGUGGGAAAGGUUUCAAGAAUAAAUACAAACUUAAUCUCCAUCUAAGGAUUCACACAGGAGAGAAGCUUUCUGUCUGUCCUCAUUGUGGGAAAAGCUACAGAGAUAAGACUAAACUCAUUGUUCAUCUAAGGAUUCACACAGGAGAGAAACCAUUUGUCUGCACUGAGUGUGGGAAAGGCUUCAGGGAUUCGAGCUCUCUGAAAUCUCAUCUACGGAUUCACACAGGAGAGAAACCAUUUGUCUGCACUGAGUGUGGGAAAGGCUUCAGGAAAAACCAUGAACUCAAAUUGCACCUUCAUAUUCACACCGGAGUGAACCCAUUUGUCUGCACUGAGUGUGGGAAAUGUUUCAGGGAUAAAAGUGAACUGAACAUUCAUAUUAACGUACACACAGGAAAGACUUUCCCCUGUACGGAGUGUGGCAAAUCCUUUGCAGCAAAGAAGAAUCUGAAAAGGCACCAAAUGGUUCACACUGGGGAGAAACCACACGAGUGCACAGAGUGUGGGAAACGAUUCAUGGAGAAAAGUAAACUGAACAUACAUUAUCGGAGUCAUUCGGGAGUGAAACCAUUCAGCUGCUGUGAGUGUGGAGAACAGUUUGGAUGGAAACACCAGCUCAAGUAUCACCAACUGAGUCACACCGGGGAGAGGCCAUUUGUCUGUACUGAGUGUGGGAAGAACUUCAAAACAAAGGCUGCACUCACUCUGCACUGUUAUGUUCACACAGGGGAGAAACCAUUAGUGUGCCCUGAGUGUGGGAAAGGCUGUAGGGACCAGACGAGCCUCAAUAGUCAUGUUCGGAAACACACGGGAGAAAAACCUUUUGUGUGUGCCGAGUGUGGGAAGAGUUACAAGGACUCCAGUACCCUGAGGCACCAUCUUCAGACUCACAUUAGAUGAGAGUAUCUUGCUCAUUCAGAGUGAGGGGAAAGCUACAAUCAGAGAGAUAUCUCAGUGUUCCCAUUCAGACUCACAGAGAAGAGAGUUACCGUGAUCCAGAACUACAAAUCCACUGAAGUCUGAAGACUUUCUGAAAAGGGUUUGUGUGGGGCUUAUGUUUUAUUUUAACCUUUCCUAUGUUAUGAGGGAGGGGGGAAUUUACUCACAAACUGGGGAUAUCCUUGUAACCCCACCUGUAAGGUGCCCUGCAAAUCCCUUUGUACCCUCUGAGGCAUCUUUCACACAAAUUGGUAGAACCAACAUCUCCCAAGGUUCCCACUGGCGCAUGAGGGGUCAGGGGGGAAAUCUGGGAUCUGCCCUGUGUAACCAACAGAUACAAACGUGGCGCAAGUGGGGAAUCCUGGUACCUACCACUCAGUAGCCUGUAGGUGCCACCUGAGGAAGGGAUUGGGUUACAAACCUCCCCAAAAUGUUGUGUGUGGCUGUGAAUAUGGUGUCUCCACAGAAUAAACCCUGAGUUUUUAUUGCAA
Messenger RNA from Xenopus tropicalis (tropical clawed frog), 1896 nucleotides. RefSeq names its product gastrula zinc finger protein XlCGF57.1. Gene Ontology annotation, cellular component: nucleus. The transcript has 2 exons. The coding region runs from base 80 to 1366 and encodes 428 amino acids. The record is from RefSeq and is a predicted model, not a curated record. NCBI's taxonomy places the organism in Eukaryota, Metazoa, Chordata, Amphibia, Anura, Pipidae. Gene Ontology annotation, biological process: positive regulation of transcription by RNA polymerase II.